AUGAACACGACUACCAAGGGGGGGCAGCCGCAAGGAGACCCUGCCCCUGAGCUGCUUGACGGCCGCAUAUGGGUUGAUGGCUGCUGGGACUUCUUUCAUCACGGCCACGCCGGAGCCAUGGUUCAAGCCAGACAGCUUGGCGACGAGCUGUACGUCGGUGUGCAUUCUGAUGAGGAAAUUCUGGCCAACAAGGGACCAACGGUCAUGACCCUGGAAGAGCGAUUAGCAGCCGCGAAUGCUUGUCGCUGGGUCACCAAGGCAAUCGGCCAUGCUCCAUACGUCACCGAACUUCCUUAUAUCACACACUACGGCUGCAAAUAUGUCGUGCAUGGAGAUGAUAUUACUUCCGACAGCGACGGAAACGACUGUUACCGCUUUGUUAAGCAAGCCGGUCGCUUCAAAGUUGUGAAGCGCUCUCCGGGCAUCUCGACGACGGAUCUCGUUGGUCGCAUGCUGCUGUGCACAAAAACACACUUUAUCCAUUCUCUACAAAAGAUGCUCGUUGGUGAAGAGGGAUAUGGAAGCCCCGACGAACGCAAAGCCCAAGGAAAAGCCAUGCUGGAGCGCAUGAAGCUGUACGCAACAGAUGAGACUGCAAAGGCCCCCGGCGCUGAGGUAUGGUUCUGGAAUGCCUCAAACCAGGCCAAGGCGGAGGACACCGAAGAAGAGACGGGGACAUUUGACAACUUGCUCCCCGGCACCAGGCCUCGGCCAGGACAACGCAUUGUUUAUGUAGAUGGCGGGUUCGACCUGUUUUCCAGUGGUCACAUUGAGUUUCUACGAAAAGUAGGCGUCGAGGAAGAGGAACUGGCGCGCAAGUCAGGCUGGUACUCUGACGAAGCCAAGAGCAAUCGAACGAGCGACGGCGGCAAAGAUUAUGAGCCAGCAUUUGUUGUUGUCGGAGUUCACGAUGACGAAGUGAUCAAUCAGUGGAAGGGUGUCAACUACCCAAUUAUGAACAUUUUUGAACGCGGUCUUUGCGUCUUGCAAUGCAAGUAUAUCAACGCUGUCGUGUUUGGCGCCCCAUUCACACCGACAAAGUCAUACCUAAAGUCACUUCCUUGGGGCGUUCCGGAUGCCAUCUACCACGGCCCGACCGCCUUUAUGCCGCUCACGUACGACCCGUAUACUGCUCCCAAGCAAAUGGGAAUCUACCGGGAAAUUGGACCGCAUGCUUUUGCUGAAGUCAAUGCCGGCGAGAUCGUGCAACGCAUCAUGAAGAGCCGAGAUCGUUACGAGGCGAGACAACGAGCCAAAGGUGUCAAGGCGGAAGUGGAAGCAGCGGCCAGACAGCGUGAAAUAUUGGAAGAGGAGCAACGCGGCAGAGAAGCCGAGCGCAGCGGUGCUGGGGGUGCCGCCGGUACCAAUGCGUAA
Molecule: messenger RNA, 1374 nt
Organism: Metarhizium robertsii ARSEF 23
Lineage: Eukaryota; Fungi; Ascomycota; Sordariomycetes; Hypocreales; Clavicipitaceae
Product: Rossmann-like alpha/beta/alpha sandwich fold protein
Exons: 4
Coding region: 1-1374 (457 amino acids)
Biological process (GO): phosphatidylethanolamine biosynthetic process
Cellular component (GO): cytoplasm
Molecular function (GO): ethanolamine-phosphate cytidylyltransferase activity
Source: RefSeq, a predicted model, not a curated record